AAUGAACUAACUAAUGGAUAAAUAUUCAAAAAUACAUAUGUGUUUUCUUGUUUGCGUGUGUAGAUAACAUUUUCCAAGUAAUGGUGGAUGAGUCUAAAUACAAGGAUGGAGGAUGGGCAUGGGUGGUUGUUUUUGGUGCAUUCAUAUCUCAUUUUAUGACAUGUGGAUUUGAAAAGGGAUAUUCUGUCCUCUAUGUGGAAAUUAUUCGUGUAUAUAAUACAAGUGCGGCUCUCGCUGCUGCUCUCGGAGGUUUAGCAUCUGCAGUUCGACUGUUAUUAGCCCCUCUAUCCGUUUCCUUAAGUAAUAUAUACUCUGAACAAAAAGUGGCUAUGGCAGGAGGCUUAUUGACAUUUGUUGGUCUUCUAACAGCAGCACUGAGUCCUCAUUUUACCAUAUUUUUCAUUGCAUAUGGAGCUGUAUUUGGUUUCGGAUUAACUCUUUCUUAUACUCCCUCCUUGGUUGUAUGUACGCAUUACUUCCACAAACGUCGUGCGACGGCUCUCAGUCUUUCUCUGGCUGGAUGUGGCGUCGCAACUAUCGUUCUACCGUAUCUAUUUUACUUCCUAAUCAGUUAUUACGGACUACGUGGUGCUAUGAUUAUUCUUUCUGCGUUGAGUCUCCAUUACUGUGUUGCUGGUGCCUUAUACUACCAAAGAGAAUCGAAGAAAGAUAAUGUACAGGAUUCAGAGUCUUCAAAAGUCCAAUUAAGCAUAUUUUCAAGAUUUGUGAAAUAUAUCAGUCGUCUGUUAAAUAUUAAGGUUGCUUCAGGAAUAUGGGUGAAGAUAUUUUUACUUUCAUUCAUUUUGAAUAUGAUGGGUUCAUCGCCGGUAACAACACUUCUCAUAGAUCAUGCAGAACAGCUUGGGUAUGUCGGUGGCAGUUCAGUUCAAUUACUUAUGAUUGAAGGCACUGUUCAAUUAGUCGUGAGAAUAGCAUUGGGAUUUUUCUUUGACAAUCGUUAUAUUAAACCAUAUCGAGGUCUUAUCUGGACUGGUGGUGUAGCCUUUUCAUCCCUAAUUAUUAUUUUUAUUGCAUUUGCUACUGAUUUGAGAAUACUAUCAACUCUUAUGUUCUUUAGAGGUGCAUCAUUAGCCUUGUAUAUUUCACAACAAGCUGUAGUUGUAUCUGAUUUAUGCGAAGGACAACCAGAAACAACAAGUCAAACAAUUGCUAUAGCACAAAUAUGCAAAGGAAUAGGAACUUUACUUGGAUCCUAUUUUUCUGGUUUAAUUAAAGAUUAUACUCAAGACUAUCGACCAGCUUUUCUAUUUCUUGGUGGAAUGCAAUUUCUGGGUUUUUUAACAGUUCUCAGUGCAACAAUAUGGGCUAGAAUAAAUGCUCGUAAAAGAAAAGAAUUAGAAGUUUCUGAAAAUUUAAUACAUAGUAGUAGUAUGGGCAAUAUAUCUGAGAUAUCAUCACAUGUCAUGAAUACAAAUGCUAUCAUCUCAACAUCGUCGUCAUCAUCAAAUGAGUUAUCCGCCAAUACAAUUGAUGAAACUGUACCAGUUGUUGUGACCAAAACUGACAAUGAUAUACCUACACCACAGAGUUCAAAAAUAUAAUUGUUUAAAAAAGAGUCGGUUAUGUUGACAAAAUCUGUGUAGGCGAGGGCUUUCUUAUCCUCUGAAUGUCAACUUACUACUACUCAAACAAAAACUGAUGAUGUGACCAUUUUUUAUAGCUGAAGCAAAAAAAAAAGUCAUUUUCUAAUUUUAUUAUUAUUGUUAUUGUAAUAACACGCUAUCAAAUCUUGAUUACAACAGAUUAGUACAAAUUUUGCUUAAAUCAAUAAAGAUAAUACCAAAGGUUUAUUUUUUAACUUGCUCUGUCCCUCUAUCCAUCCAUCACACCAUUUCCCCCUCUUCAUCUUCCUACCAGAUGCUGAUUCUAGUUAUAUAUAUGUAUAUCUUUUGCUUAUCGAAUCAAAACCACCAUUCUUCCUUGUUGUUGUUGUUGUUGCUAUCGUUGUAUCGAACUGUUUUUUUUGUGUAGAGAUGGUUAGUAAUCACUGUGUGUGAUUGUGUGUGUGCGUAUGUGAGAGUUCCCUCUUCCGCCGCCUCCUUUUUAUUGUAUCAUUUUGUAUUUCGUCUUUUCCUCCUCCCCCCCUCUGUCUAUGCAUCCAUCUUUCUGUCUAGCUCUGUCUGUGUAUUGGCACACUAUGAAUCUUCAGAUAUUCCCCAGUGUGUGAAGAACUUGUCUUCCACGCCUCUUCUUCUGUUUUCAUUUUUCCUAUGUGAGUAUUUUUCAUUCCUUAUUUCUUCUAUUUUGUGAAACAUUAUUAUGAUCAUCACUGUUGUUUACAACAGAUAGAUCAAUCUCUGCGCGUGUGUGUGUGUGUAUGGUAUGCUGAUCCGUUCACCUUCUUUCAUACUUCUCAUACUACACACCCCCGUAUGCAUGCACACAAUCACACAUGCACACACACCACAUAGUCAUAUACCUACAAACGAACAAAACUACUGUACUACACACACAGCAGUAUGUGCAUGUAAAUAAGCGCAUUUUUGUUUUUCAUCUUGUCAUCAUUUCUCUUCUUCUAUUUGUCUGUUUGGCUUGUUUGCUUGUUAUUUUUAGACUUCAGUUAGCCUGUUAGACACCUUCACUCCACUCCCUUGAAAUCAGUUUACGUGUAUAGUCAGUCACAAGUGUAUAUAUAUGCAUGCAUUACGUAUAUA
Trichobilharzia szidati is the source of this 2675-nucleotide messenger RNA. The record is from the annotation of a GenBank genome assembly. NCBI's taxonomy places the organism in Eukaryota, Metazoa, Platyhelminthes, Trematoda, Strigeidida, Schistosomatidae.